Messenger RNA from Phyllostomus hastatus (greater spear-nosed bat), 261 nucleotides. RefSeq names its product cytochrome c oxidase subunit 6B1-like. The record is from RefSeq and is a predicted model, not a curated record. NCBI's taxonomy places the organism in Eukaryota, Metazoa, Chordata, Mammalia, Chiroptera, Phyllostomidae. The transcript has a single exon. Gene Ontology annotation, cellular component: mitochondrial inner membrane; respiratory chain complex IV; mitochondrion. The coding region runs from base 1 to 261 and encodes 86 amino acids.
AUGGCAGAAGAUGUUAAGACCAAAAUCAAGAGCCACCAGACUGCCCUUUUUGACAGCCACUUCCUCAACCACAGCCAGACCCGAAACUGUUGGCCAAACCACCUGGACUUCCACCACUGUGAGAACGCAAUGACUGCUGAAGGGGGUGCCAUCCCCAUGUGCAAAUGGUACAGGCAUGUGCACAAGUCCCUUGGCAGCAUAUCCUGGGAGUUGGCCUGGGAUGACUGCCAGGCAGAAGGCAUAUUCCCUCUGAAGAUCUGA